AUGGAUAAUCAAACAGCAAUACCUUAUUUUCUGCUCCUGGAAUUAUCAAAAAAUCGUCACCUGCAGCUUUUGCAUUUCUUCUUCUUCUUUGUGUUAUAUCUGGCAACUCUAACAACCAAUCUUCUCAUCAUCACUGCAGUAGCUUUUGACCAUCAACUUCACAGUCCCAUGUACUUCUUUCUCAUGAAUUUAGCUCUGCAGGACCUGGGCAUUGUAUCAGUCACUAUGCCCAAAUCCAUGAUCAAUUCUCUCAUGGAUACCAGACAUAUCUCUUAUUUUGGUUGUGUUGCUCAAGUGUUUCUCUUUCUGUCCUUCGAAGCUUCUGAUGUAUCCAUCCUGACAGUCAUGGCAUAUGAUCGGUAUGUUGCCAUUUGCAAUCCGUUGCACUAUGAAAUGGUGAUGAAUUGGAAAACCUGCAUUGAAAUAAUCAUUCUGGUGUGGGUUGCAGGUGUUUUCUGUGGAAUCUUACAUACAAUAGGGACUUUUUCAGUACUUUUUUGUUCUAAUGUUGUCAACCAAUUCUUCUGUGAAAUCCCACAAUUGAUAAAACUAUCCUGUUCUGGCUUCAAUCUAGUUGAGAUUGGAAUUGUUGUGGCUAACAUCACUGCUGCAUUAGGUUGUUUUAGUUUCAUUUUCAUAUCUUAUGGAGUGAUUUUCAAGGCAGUAUUGAAAAUCCCUUCUGAACAAGGAAGACAGAAAGCCUUAUCCACUUGUAUUCCCCACCUUAUAGUAGUGUCUGUGUUAAUAUUAAGUGUAUGCUUUGCCUAUUUAAGACCUUCCUCUAACACUUCAUCUGAAUUGGAUUUUGGGUCAACUGUUGUAUAUUCCCUUCUUCCACCCCUGUUCAAUCCAAUCAUCUAUAGCAUGAGAAAUAAGAAUAUCAAAUUAAUCCUUUAUAAAUUGUGGAGAUUCUGA
This is a messenger RNA of Thamnophis sirtalis, 915 nucleotides long. Its product is annotated as olfactory receptor 14A16-like. Gene Ontology annotation, molecular function: G protein-coupled receptor activity; olfactory receptor activity. Lineage: Eukaryota; Metazoa; Chordata; Lepidosauria; Squamata; Natricidae. The record is from RefSeq and is a predicted model, not a curated record. Gene Ontology annotation, cellular component: membrane. Gene Ontology annotation, biological process: G protein-coupled receptor signaling pathway.